Molecule: messenger RNA, 1117 nt
Organism: Corylus avellana
Lineage: Eukaryota; Viridiplantae; Streptophyta; Magnoliopsida; Fagales; Betulaceae
Product: Metallo-hydrolase/oxidoreductase superfamily protein
Source: RefSeq, a predicted model, not a curated record
AACCGCCAAAUUCCGCGGGCGAAGAUUCUCUCUGUAAAUACCCCACGAAUCUUCCUCUGCUCGUUCACUCUACGCCACUGUUCUCCUUUCUCCCCAACGUUCGAACCCCAAACCCCUUCUCUCACGUACUCUUCAGGAGAAUGGCGAACCCUAAUGUCACUGAGAACGGCGACCUCUCGGAUCACGGCCAAUCCUCGGCCCUGAUCUUCCUCGGGACCGGGUGCUCGAGCGCGGUCCCCAACUUAAUGUGCCUGAUCCAGCCGUCCGAUCCUCCCUGUCACGUCUGCUCCCAGGCAUUGUCUAUACCACCUGAGCGCAACCCUAAUUACAGGUGCAAUACAUCUCUUCUGAUUGAUUAUUGCCGAAGCGAUGGUAAUCACAGCUAUAUAUUGAUUGACGUUGGGAAGACAUUUCGGGAGCAAGUACUUCGGUGGUUUACUGCUUAUAAGAUUCCUAGAGUGGAUUCUAUCAUUUUGACUCAUGAACAUGCUGAUGCAGUUCUUGGUCUGGAUGAUAUACGUGCUGUGCAACCAUAUAGUUCUACAAAUGACAUUGAUCCCACUUCCAUAUACCUAAGUCAGCAUGCAAUGGAGAGCAUUGCGACGAAAUUUCCAUACUUGGUUCAAAAGAAAUAUAGAGAAGGUCAAGAAGUGAGACGGGUAGCACAGCUUGACUGGAGGAUAAUUGAGGACCAAUGUGAGAAACCAUUUGUUGCAUCAGGCCUAGGAUUUGUUCCUUUACCCGUGAUGCAUGGAGAAGAUUAUGUCUGUUUGGGUUUCCUAUUUGGUGACAAGUGUAGAGUAGCUUAUAUAUCUGAUGUUUCUCGCUUUCCUGCAAGCACGGAGUAUUUUAUUUCGAAAAGUGGGGCUGGACAGGUGGAUAUUCUCAUAUUGGAUACAUUAUAUAAGGAUGGAUCCCAUAAUGUUCACCUUUGCUUGCCACAGUCACUUGAAGCUGUGAAGAGGAUAUGUCCUAAGCGAGCCCUGUUUAUUGGUAUGACUCAUGGUUUUGAUCACCACAAGGACAAUGAGUUUCUGAUGGAAUGGACUAAAAGGGAAGGAAUUCCUGUGCAACUUGCGCAUGAUGGUUUGAGAAUCCCCAUAGCCCUAUGACAAGG